Messenger RNA from Necator americanus (New World hookworm), 711 nucleotides. RefSeq lists its product as uncharacterized. The transcript has 6 exons. NCBI's taxonomy places the organism in Eukaryota, Metazoa, Nematoda, Chromadorea, Rhabditida, Ancylostomatidae. Bases 1 to 711 code for a protein of 236 amino acids. The record is from RefSeq and is a predicted model, not a curated record. Gene Ontology annotation, molecular function: GTPase activity; GTP binding.
AUGGGCUUUGAUGAUGUGCUGGACGACAGCACCUUUUUGCAAAGUAUGGGAAUCUUUCGAAAUAUGACACCCGAUUUCGAUAAGGCUACUACCGCACAGGCGGAGCAACACGGAAAUGGCGAUAGCAAAAGGAAGGGCACUGGAGGACAUUGCGACCAAACAUUUCUAGAUAACAAGUAUUGGAAACAUAAACGUAUGAUAUGGGCACGAGACUGGUCAUGGACAGACGAACCUGAAUUCGGUUGUAACAGUGGACAAAAGAUUAUGGAGGCACGGCUGCAGGUUUCACCGAAGCAGCACCUUGAAUUGCAGCAGCUCCGACAACAUAUACGAAGUUGUUUCGAAAAAAUGUUCAUGCGUAACGUAAAGGUCUCGGAUGCCCCAUUUAUGAUCAGCGGAGGGAACAUAUCCGAAUGCGCCAACUACGUUUAUCUGGGUCGAGAAACAAACAUGAAGAACGACCUGACCUCCGAGCUGGGGAGGAGGAAGCGAGCGGCUGGGGGAUUAUUCAAGAGCAUUGAGGAUGUAGUGAAGAGGACCCGGAACUCCGUGCUCACCGUGCUUACUGUGAGCGUCAUUCAACGCCUAAUCGAGAGGGUGAUGCAAGAAGUAUUCCGCUUCACACAAUUGAGGGAGAGAUUCGACGUCCUGACCUACGUCAGCAAUCGAGGACCAGAGACGCCGCCGCAUUUGCAAAUCAUAGCAAAAUAA